This is a messenger RNA of Cucurbitaria berberidis CBS 394.84, 1695 nucleotides long. RefSeq names its product MFS general substrate transporter. Gene Ontology annotation, molecular function: transmembrane transporter activity. NCBI's taxonomy places the organism in Eukaryota, Fungi, Ascomycota, Dothideomycetes, Pleosporales, Cucurbitariaceae. The transcript has a single exon. The record is from RefSeq and is a predicted model, not a curated record. The coding region runs from base 93 to 1604 and encodes 503 amino acids. Gene Ontology annotation, biological process: transmembrane transport.
UGCUCAUUCUUUACUACUUAGCACAUCACUUACGACUAUUCAAGACAAAUUCCAACAAUAUUUCACACUUACUUUUCCAAGACACCCUUAACAUGUCUUCCUCUCCCGCUACCAUCUCCCUACAAGGGAGCAAGAUCAUCCUCGAGGAACACACCUCCCGUUCCUCCACCGCCUACGCCUGGUCGCAGAGGAAGAAAUGGAUACUCCUCACUAUGGUCGCAUUCUGCCAGGUCAGCAUGAACUUCAAUGCUGCCGUCUACUCCAACGCCGUCGAAGGCAUCAACACCACCUUUGGCAUAUCCAAUGCCCGUUUAGGCAUGGUCGCUUUUCUUAUCCCAUACGCCAUUGGGUGUGAACUCUGGGCUCCGUGGUCUGAAGAAUUUGGAAGGUGGCCAAUCAUGCAGGCAAGCCUUAGCCUCACGAAUAUCUCGAUACUGCUGUGCGCUCUUGCAAAGAAUUUUGGCUUGGUUAUCGGUGGCAGAGUAAUGGGUGGACUAAGCUCGGCGGGUGGAAGUGUGACUAUGGGAAUGGUAGCUGAUAUGUUUUCUCCUGAAGACCAGCAAUAUGCCGUACUGUGGGCUUCCCUCUUCAGCUGUCUUGGUGCCGUAUUUGGCGGUAUCGGCGGCGGUCCCAUCCAACAGUACCUCCCCUGGCGCUGGAACUUCUGGAUCCAACUCAUCUUCGGCGUUGCUACCCAAGUGCUUCACCUGGCUGUGGCAAAAGAGUCCCGUGCAACGAUUCUGCUUGACCUCGAAGCAAAAAGACAGCGUAAACUAGGCGCCUCAAAUGUUUACGGUCCGGACGAAGUCAGAUCCUGGAAGGAACGCCUGCACCCAAGGGAGAUUAUGACAACCAUAUGCCGGCCAUUCCAGAUGCUCUUGUUUGAGCCUAUCGUCUUGUUUCUCUCCUUGUUGAGCGGAUUUGCAGAUGCGCUUAUCUUCAGCUUCUUUGAAAGCUACGCAUAUGUAUUUCAGCAAUGGAGCUUCACGCCGACACAUAUAUCCCUUGCACUUGUCGCGCUGGCCGCUUCAUAUGUUAUUGGAUACUUCACCUUCUUCCCGGUCAUCGCCCGCCACAACGCACGCCGCAGCAAAGGCGAGCAGCUUAGUCCCGAGGCCCGCCUAAAGCCGCUUCUCUUCCAUGUCGUCCUCUUGCCAGUCGGGCUCCUCAUCUGCGCAUUCGUGGCUACAGGUCCGCCUCUCCACUGGGCCGGUGUCAUCAUUGCAUCCGUUAUUAUUGGUAUCGCGAAUUUUGCGAUUUACUACACCACAAUCGAUUAUAUGGUCGCCGCGUACGGACCCUACAGCGCCUCCGCAACAGGCGGCAAUGGCUUCAUGCGCGACUUUCUCGCCGGCUUGUGCGCUCUCUACACGGGCCCGUUGUACCACAGGUUGGGCAUCCGCAAUGCUUAUCUCGUCCUGUUUGGUCUUGCGGUCCUGUUCUGCAUCCCUGUCUACGUCUUCUACUUUCAGGGAGCUAGGAUUCGUGCACGCAGUAAAUUUGCCAGCGAGUUGGCGAGCAAGAAGGAGGAGCAGUCUGGCGGGAAUGACGGGAUCGAGAUGGGGGACGGGGUACUGGCUAUUUCUACGCUUCAGGAAGUUUAAGGCUAUGGGAAUCGACUAUACAUGGGUGAUUUAUGUUGUAUUUGCCUAUAGUAUAUAAGUGAAUAUUAUAAAGACAUGGAAUAGUAACUUG